This is a messenger RNA of Chondrus crispus (carragheen), 2696 nucleotides long. Its product is annotated as WD40-repeat containing protein. Gene Ontology annotation, molecular function: protein binding; ADP binding. The coding region runs from base 1 to 2370 and encodes 789 amino acids. NCBI's taxonomy places the organism in Eukaryota, Rhodophyta, Florideophyceae, Gigartinales, Gigartinaceae. The record is from RefSeq and is a predicted model, not a curated record. The transcript has 2 exons.
AUGUCGUUGGGGAAAGACGGAAACGUGGGACGGCUGAUUGAUGAACUGUGUCUGAUUGUGGAAGCGUCCGGUGGGAACCGGACGGCUGUGGAAAUGCGAGGGCAGAGCGAGUUUAAAGCGGUGUUAGCGAAGGUACAAACAUGGUUUUGUAGUCAUGUGUGUCUGUUUAUCAUUGAUGAUGUGUGGGUGGUGAAUGAUAUAGACGCGAAUAUCCUUCAAAAGUUGUCUGUUCUGGCUGAGACUGCGGGGAGCAGCGGGGGAAAGACGAGCAGACUACUGUACUCCACGAGGGAUAAGGAGCUGUGUCAGAUUGGAGAGCGGGUUGCUUUCGAGCCGAGGGAGAAAGUAGGGAAAGAAGCAGUUGAGAUGCUUGUGCACGCGAGUGGGGCGAAUCGAGAGGAAGUGGAUGAUGCGAGAUGCAAGGAAGCCGUGAGUGAAAUACUGAAAAUGUGUGGCGGAUUGCCGCUUGCGCUGAACGUGGCGGGAACGAGCGUGAGGUACAUGAGGGAAAGAUGGAAGGGAGAAAAAUCAGAAGCAUGGGGAGCGUACCUUUCGAGGAUGAAGAGUCGUAACACGAUUCGUGAGGAGAGUCCGCAGGACGGAUAUUCGUCGUUGAAUGGGACAUUGCAUACGUCACUGGAUAUCCUGGAGUCGUAUGUGGGAAGGAGUGGGGAGACGGUUGAUGAGUUUUCGUUUCGAAAGAUGCACCGGAGUCUGUGCGUUAUGAAGAAGCAAGACCGGAUACCUUUGAGUUUGGUUGGAGAUUUGUGGGAGAUGGACGAGGAGCGGACGGAAAGGUGUGCAAAGGAGAUGGAAAGGGUUGGACUAGUAGAAGUGCAGUAUGACAAGGAUUGUGGUGGGUUGCGGGUGCAUGAUCUGACGCACGAUUUCGCGGUGGAAGAAGCGAAGAAGAAGGAGGGUGUAGAAGAGUGGUAUAAGAAGAUGGCGGAUGUGUGCAGGGCAGGAGAAGGGUUGCUUGCGAUGAGUGAGGACCGAGACGGAGAGGGGAAGAGCGCACGGGAGGAGUAUGUUUUCGAGAAUAUAUAUCGUGUUUUGAAGCAGGGUGGGUGUGUAGAGGAGCUGAAGAGGCUAUUUUUGAGUGCGCGAUGGGUGAAGACAGUGAUACGGAGAGGCGGGGUUUGGCAAUACGAGGAAGCUGUGAAGGGAUUGAGUAGAAACUUGAAGGGGAAAAGAGGAAGCGGGAAGGUGGGAAUGGGACGGGGAGAUGAGGAUGCAGUGGAUGGAAUGGUUUUGAUGAUGCGGGCGGCGCGACUGAGUGUACCGUUUUGUGGUGAAAACAGUACCGGGAUUUACUUUCAACUAUAUGGGCGAGUGAAGCACAAGGCACGGGAUUCAAGUUGUGUGCGAAACAUGCUGGAGGAAAUUGAGAGAUACGCACCACGGCCGUGGUUACAGCCUGUGAGUGAGUGUGUAGCGCGAGCCGAUGGAAAGAUGGUGGAGCAGAUUGUUCUGCCACAUGACGGUACUGAAAUUCAAGUGGGCAUGGAUUCCAGUGGUGAAGUGUAUGGAUGUCAAGUGGCGCGGCCCCGGGCAAAAGUACUAGUUUUCACGCAAUCUGCUGAGAAGGAGACGAAGAUGGUUGAAUUGGAAGGCGAGUUCGAAACGGAGAGCCAGGGCCCAGGGGAUCUUGAAGCAAGCAGGCACAAAAUGUGUCGACGUUUCAGGGCAUAUUUUGGAAUGUGCUUUGGAAGUUUAACCUCCGAAGUGACUGGAGAAAACCCGAGCGUGACUGUAGAAAACCCGAGCGUGACUGCAGAAAACCCGAGCGUGACAAGAGCCACCUGCGCGACUCUCUGUGAGAGGAAGGAGAAUGUUGUUGUGGGAUAUGAAGACGGGACGUUGAGGCUGUGGAGUACGUCGGAGAGGAAAGUAUUGAGAAUUUUCCGCGGUCACAAGUCGAAAGUGGUUUGCGUUGCGAUGAGUGGGGACGGAAGACGUGUGGUAUCUGGAUCGUGGGACGGGAGCGUGCGGGUGUGGGGCGUGGAGACGGGAGCACAAGUCGGGGAGGCGUUAGUUGGACACACGAGUUGGGUGGUUAGCGUUGCGAUGAGUGGGGACGGAAGACGUGUGGUAUCUGGAUCGUGGGACAAGAGCGUGCGGGUGUGGGACGUGGAGACGGGAGCACAAGUCGGGGAGGCGUUAGUUGGACACACGGAAACAGUGCGUAGCGUUGCGAUGAGUGGGGACGGAAGACGUGUGGUAUCUGGAUCAUAUGACAAGAGCGUGCGGGUGUGGGACGUGGAGACGGGAGCACAAGUCGGGGAGGCGUUAGUUGGACACACGGGUGAGGUGUUAAGCGUUGCGAUGAGUGGGGACGGACGGAAGACGUGCGGUAUCUGGAUCGGAUGACGGGAGCGUGCGGGUGUGGGACGUGGAGAGAGGGAUCACACUUCAUACCGGGAGGGAAGAGGAUUGGGAAGAAAUCAGGAGUCGGUUCCUGAAGACGGCAGACUUGGGUACUGCUUCUCGCGCAGGACGAACAUCAAAAAUAUUUUCAAGGGGCGGAAGAAAAAUAUUUUCAAGGGGCGGAAGAAUGGUGCAAAGGCGAGAGGAUGGGUCUGAGGCUGUCUUGGCCCAGUUGGAGAGUGACGUACGAGACUUGCAGAUAGACCACGAUCACGGGGUCGCAGUUGCAGCGGCGGGCAAUCUGGUUGCUAUCAUGAAAGCUAGUGGUG